Nannospalax galili (Upper Galilee mountains blind mole rat) is the source of this 6956-nucleotide messenger RNA. RefSeq names its product alpha kinase 2 (gene Alpk2). The coding region runs from base 1 to 6462 and encodes 2153 amino acids. Gene Ontology annotation, biological process: protein phosphorylation. The record is from RefSeq and is a predicted model, not a curated record. Gene Ontology annotation, molecular function: protein serine/threonine kinase activity; ATP binding. The transcript is spliced from 12 exons. NCBI's taxonomy places the organism in Eukaryota, Metazoa, Chordata, Mammalia, Rodentia, Spalacidae.
AUGACAGACCCAGGUGGCCCACAGAGGCACACACUGUGUUUUUUAUCAACGUUACUUUCCCAGAAGGUUCCAGAGAAGUCUGAUGCUGUGCUUCGCUGCAUGAUAGCUGGUCAGCCCAAGCCAGAUGUGACUUGGUAUAAGAAUGGUCAAGCCAUAGACAAGGAUGGCCUUGCUUCCAGUUAUGAGUUCUUUGAGCACCAAUAUAUUCAUUUGCUGUAUCUCCCAUGCUGUACCCAGAGCGAUGCCGCUGUUUAUCAAGUCUCAGCGAGAAGCUGUGAGGGGAUGAUUUGCUGCUCAGCUUCCAUUGAGGUCGAGUGUCUGCCAGAAAACCCACAGGUCUCUUCUGACCCCAGAGAUGGUAGGGGCAUGUCUGGAAAACAUGAAACAAAGAUGUGUGAGGAAGAAAGCGCAAAUCAAACUGAGGAGAAAGGUCGCCCUUAUAAGGAAGAAGAAAAUAUGGCCCCUAGGCCACCCAGGUCAGCUGAUUCCUCCCCCAACAAAUUCAACCUCUCAUGUUCACCCCAGGUAUUGGCAAAUCAUGGCACCAGUGUUUCCAAUUCUGAAAAUCCCCUGGAUGUUAAAGCAACAAGGCAAAGGGCAGAGGCUUGUGAUUCAAAUAAUACACAAGAAAAAUCCUUUAAUUCAGGCAACACUACAGAAAAACAAGAUGCAUGGCACCACAGGACAAUGCAUACAACUGGCCUGGGGUUAACCGGCAGUGGUGACCUAGGUAAUGAUGGUUCUGAUGACAAGGGCUUUACCGGUAGUCAUCAAAAUCCCAAAGCACAGAAAUACAUCAGCUUCAGUCUUCCGCUGUCUGCGGCAACUGUGUGCGCUUACCCAAGUGACUGCGAUUCCGUCAACACACAGCCUGGCCCUCAGGUUUUCAGUGAAGACUCUGACAGUGACUAUGAACUUUGCCCAGAGAUAACCUUAACCUACACGGAGGAGUUUUCAGAUGAUGAUCUGGAGUAUCUGGAAUGUUCCGAUGUUAUGACGGAUUACUCUAAUGCGGUUUGGCAAAGGAGCCUGCAGGGGACUGACCAAGUUUUUUUAUUAGAAAGCGAUGACGAAGAGGUGGAAUUCAAUGAGUGUGGCCUCGGUGGGUGUGAGCAUUUCCUCAGUGAAAUGGGUUGUGGGCCUCGGGUGUCAGGUGACAUAGGGCCUGUGGAUACCACCACUGGCUUCUCUGGUUAUCACUCACAACUCCAAGAAGUGGGGGUCAGGAGAAGCAGUGCCUCCAGGCACAUUUCCUCACCCCUGCAUGCAAGGAUGACUCUUACUCUGGGACCUCACCAGGAUGGAACAGCUACGGUGACUGAACAGGGGAGAUGUCCAUUCCCCACUGUUUCUGAGGCUCCUGAAAAUGAUUGCUCAGGAAUUCAAGUAGAAAUUAGAGACUGCUCUGAAGCAGGAGAAGAAUUUGCCAGUGACAAUCUGCUAACCAUGGAUAAGGCAGUGACAGAGGCAGAGGUGAAACCCUUGUCUGAGGGGUUAGACAAGUUAGAGGUGAUGCAGGGUUCAGAGAGCGUGACUGGGGAAAGAUCAGAGGAAAAGCGCCCAGGCAGCAGGAGGGGUACAGCGAGACCCAACAGAGCAAAGCGGCCCAGAAUGAAGGAAGAUGUCAAGAAACAGCUGCUUAAAGAGAGAGCCCCAGAAGGCACCCUUGACCCCCUUCCCAAGGAACCGGCUAAGCACCCGUUAACCAGGAGCCAUCCAAGAGAGACUCCACACAUCAAGGCAGGAGCCUGGACUUCUCACUUGCAGGCAGAACAAAAUAUUCCACUCCCAGCAGAGCAAGACUCCAAAACCCUUCCACCCCAAGAAGAUUUGCUUUCCAAGGAAGGAGACACAAGCUUCGAGGGAGAAGGGAUGCUGGUUAAUAACUUAUUUGAAACAAGUCAGGUUCCAGACCAGACUGACCAUCUUCAGAUGCAAAUUCAGAAAGCCUUCAGGGAGAGAAGUUCUCUCAGCCACAUGCCAGCUUUCUCUGUGUCUGCUGGAGAGGAGUCUUCAUUCCCUGGGACCACAAUGAAUUUUGUCUCCAUUUUAAGCAAGAUCAACAAGGAAAAUGUACCACUGGCCCAGUACCUGGGGCUGGAAAGCUGUACUCAAGGCCCACAGCAGGAAGACAGCCAGAACAGAGAAGACGAUGUGCCCAGUGGUCUCUGGGCAGAACUAGCACAUGAACUGAGUGCCCUGGAAACCAAUUAUGAAGAAAUGUCUCCUGUUCCACUCUCAGUACAUCUCCCUCAGGAUGCUAGGGUCUACUAUGGGGAGCCUGAGGCUCUCUCUGCUGCUUUCCUGGAGCCUACAGAUCCCUCCCUCACCCUAGAAAAUGUGUGCAGUGGGUCAAGGGGGAGAGAAACUACAUGUGUGAUGGAUUGUUUUGAAGCUGGUGACCGAGAAACAUGUUAUGAAACCAUGGAUCCUCCUUUUGGAGCACCAGUUGAUAAAUACUUUCCUCAAGAAAUUUGCCCCAUGGACUUUGAGCUGACAGAAGGUCAAAGCAAAGUAUGUGAUUUAUAUUCUCCUGACAAGAUACUGGCUGUUCUUCAAACAGAAGGUUCUAAACUUCCACAGUCCAUAUGUGAAUGCGGCAAGUCUGGAAACUCGUCUGAGUCCCCUCUUUUUACCAAUGCUUUCACCUGGAACAUGUCACAGGAGGCCAGUAAGGGUGCUGUGGGGGCAACUCUAGAUGAUGUGGAGAAUUCCCUCUCCAUCUUAUCCUCCAUGGAACAGGCUGGCUGGGCAAGGCUGAGUCCCUACGACUCAGGAGGGCUUGAGGAGGCACAGCCCCCUACCUCAAAGGAUAAUUCUUUUGUGAACUUUAAUGAAGGAGACUAUGAAAGGCCCAAAAUCAGUGCCCCAGCUGCCACAGACAUACCAGCCAGUUGCAAUUCAGACAUGAGGCUCCCAGAAGAGCAGUCAACUACUACAUUAACUGCUAAUGUUGAGUGUCAUCAAGUGACCAGAGAGAUUGAGGACACAUCAAUUGGUGCUGUUGCCACCAAAGUCCACCAAACCAAAUACUACCCUGUUUCAGUUUCUGAGAACAACCUUAUAGAUGGUGCUGACAAGACUUCACUUGAGAUACUAGAUGAAAAUAAUUUCCAGUUUUCUUCCAGUUUACAGUCGGGUCAUAUUUUAAGCGGCUCCACAUCUGAAUCUACCAAAGAGCUACCUUACCUGGCACCCAGCAUUCCAGGAGCUCAUGGACAUACUCUCCCACUACCUGAGGGAGAGGAUUUACGUCGCAAUUCCCCUCUUCAGAUUGAUAACCAACCUGGGGAUAAGAGCCAGAUUGUAGACAGAGCUGACAGCAGAAGCUUUGAAGAGGAUUUCCAAGAAAAAGGAAGUGAAAUGAAGCAGACUAUCCAACCACAGAGCCCAUCCUACCAGAGUUCUCUUUCUGCAAAUGAUUUCCAAGAAAUCUUGCCCCCAAUAUCUGCCAUGCUAGAGGAAGCCAAUGUGGAGUCCUUGGAAUGCUCCCUAGCAGACUCUGGGGAAGAAAGAGGAUGUGACUCAAACCUGAGGACCAGUGUCUCUGUGAUGGCCAAGACGACUAUGGAGGAAGACAGUCAGUCACUGAACAGUGUUCCAUCUCUCUCUGAAAUGCUCCUCUGGCAGAGUGAUGACUCUGGACUAGGAAGUUGGGAAGCAGGCAACAAGGUGAAGAUUAUAACCUUAGAAGCUUCUGGUUUUGAAAUCUGGCCACCAAAACAAGUGACAGAUUCUGAGUACAAGGAGGCAGAAGCUGGUCUCACAGUCCCUGGCAGGGCCUGGGCUCUGUCUGACAUCCUCAAGGCAGAUGUUGCCAUGCUGAAACCAGAUGCGCUGGGAGCUCAGAAUGAGGCAACAGUCCUUGCUGACCACAGGGAAACCUGUGAAGGUGACACACCAGCCAGUGAUGCACACUGGAGCAGUCUUUCUUCCCAGUGUUUAAGACAGCCCAGACUCCUGGAGUCAUCUGUAGACCCUGUUGAUAAAAAGGAAUUAGAUGUCAUAGACUACCUACCAGAGAAUUCCAAAACUGGAGGGAAAGAAAGUGUUAAAACCAGGAGUCAAGAACAGGAAGAAAAUCAGCUCAAGGUGCAUCACUCUGCCUUCACUAACCAGUUUGUGAACAUCGCUAAUAUCCUGGAAUCCUCUGUGGAUCCCAUUGAUGGUAGGGGUAAGAUGGAAUAUGCCUGGUCUGAGAAGCCAAAGCCUUCUGACUCCACCAGGGAGGGGAACAAAUUCACGGACGGAAACUUAGAUCAGAGGGUAGAAGUCCAACCUGCCGUUCUGCAAGUACCACGUCCCCAAGACAUUACCAUUCGUAAGGAAAAAACAAUCAACCAAGACCAGGUAGACAGAGAAGGAACAGAGGUUGAACAAGGUCAAUACAAUGGAGCAAAAAUGGAAGGCCAGCCUGCCAUUUGGCAAGCCCUGUGUCGUAGUAAAGGGGUACAAAGAAUUCCAAGUGUAUGCUGCAUGAGCCAAGAUGGUAGUAACAGAAGCCCGGGGGAGGCUAAGCAAAGGAAAAGGGGCAAGGCUGAAGUCGUCUUUACUUCACCUCUUCCCAGUUGUCUUGCAGGAAUGACGGGUGCAUCUGUGGAUGACAGCAACUCCACAGGUCACAUUCAUGGUAGAUCUGAGCCCAGAAACCAUCAAGAUGUAGUUCCUGAGUUGAAGGAAAGAGGAACUAUUGAGAAUGAGUAUGAAAAACAUGUGUCCUCUUCAAGUCAUCUUACACAGUCACCUUGCGCUUCAUUUCCCGAAGGAAAUGUCACACACUUUUCAUUAAGUCAUGACAUUGAGGAACUGAAAACGGAGGAGCUUCAAAUUGCGGAAACCAAACCCCUAAGCUCAUCUGACUCCCCAACAAUGACUUUGGCUUUCAUUUCAGGAGAAUGUGAGUCAGAGAAAGUCCCUGAGGGCUUGUUACUACAGGACCUGUGUCAAAAGCGCUCCACCCUGGACAGUGGGAAAAAGUCCAGAAAGGAAAUGCCCAGGCAUGUGGCCACCCAGACUGGCAACUUCCCAGGGGUCCAAUCAGCAGUGACAGAGUCAGAGGGGAUCAAGAAGAAGCAAGAAACCUCAGGAAGUGGACAUUUAGCUGAGGGGGUGAAGAAGAAAAUUCUGUCCAGGGUGGCAGCCCUGAGACUGAGAUUGGAAGAGAAGGAAAAUGUGAGAAAGAACCCGAGUCCUCUUAAAAAGGUCCCUAAGUUUGAAAAAUCGUUAUCCCGCGCUGAUGAGAAAAAAGACCCCAAAAAGGCCCCUUGCAAAAGAGAAGGAAAAGCUCCAGUAUUAUUGAAAAAGAUCCAAGCAGAGAUGUCCCCUGACCACUCUGGAAAUGUAAAGUUGAGCUGCCAGUUUGCAGAAAUUCAUGAAGACUCUACCAUCUGGUGGACAAAAGAUUCAAAGUCAAUAGCUCAAGUGCAGAGAAGUGCAGGGGACAACUCCAGUGUUUCCUUGGCCAUUGCCCGAGCUGGUCAGAAGGACCAGGGUCUCUAUGACUGCUGCAUCAAGAACAGUUAUGGAAAAGCCACCACUGAGUUUAACCUCACAGCUGCAGUUCUCAAGGAGCUUUCAAGUCACAUGGAUAGUAGAGGAUGUGAAGAGAUUGAAUUCAGCCAGCUCAUCUUCAAAGAGGACUUCUUCAAUGAUAGCUACUUCGGGGACCGCCUACGUGGUCAGAUAUCCACAGAAGAGCUGCACUUUGGGGAAGGGGUGCACCGCAAAGCCUUCCGCAGCACGGUGAUGCGGGGCCUCAUGCCUGUCUUCCAGCCCGGCCAUGCCUGUGUGCUUAAGGUGCAUAAUGCCAUUGCCCAUGGGACCAGAAACAAUGAUGAGCUGGUGCAGAAGAACUACAGACUUGCUGCCCAGGAAUGCUAUGUUCAAAAUACUGCCAGAUACUAUGCCAAGAUCUAUGCUGCUGAAGCACAGCCUCUGGAAGGCUUCGGAGAAGUGCCAGAAAUCAUUCCUAUUUUCCUCAUCCAUCGGCCUGAGAACAACAUCCCUUAUGCCACAGUGGAAGAGGAACUGAUUGGCGAAUUUGUAAAGUAUUCCAUCCGAGAUGGGAAAGAAAUCAACUUCCUGAGAAGAGAGUCAGAGGCUGGCCAGAAAUGCUGUACCUUCCAGCAUUGGGUAUACCAGAAAACAAGUGGCUGUCUCCUGGUCACUGACAUGCAGGGUGUGGGAAUGAAGUUAACUGACGUUGGUAUAGCAACACUAGGUAAAGGGUAUAAAGGAUUUAAGGGCAACUGUUCCAUGACCUUCAUUGAUCAGUUUAAAGCACUUCACCAGUGUAACAAGUAUUGUAAAAUGCUGGGGCUAAAAUCGCUUCAAAACAACAGCCAGAAGCCAAAGAAGCCAGGCAUCGGGAAAGGCAGAGUUCAAGCAAACCCCACACCUGUGAAGACGCUGGAGUCUGGGAUCCCAGCAGAAAAGAAAGCCCAGCAUCUCAUCCCUAAGUAACCAGCAACUGCCAGCUAGCCCCAGGGCCUGUGAGCAGACAUCUGCAGAUACACAAGGAACAAGAACCCACAGUCUGCACAGUGUGUGACAGCCCUUCCUCCCAACCCUCUGGGCCCUGAGGCUUCCAUGUUGUCACUUGCUGUCUGCUGAAAUGACUUUAGAAUGGGACUUUGUGACCAGUUGUGGAGAGAUUCAUGAGUUUUUUUGUCAGCCUCAAAGAUAGUCCACACUUAGCCUUUCUACCCACCUCAUGUUGUGUGUCCAUUUGUGUAUUUGCAUGUGGUUUGUUGUCAAGAACUUGAUGAUGCCUGGGGUCUGGUCACUGUCAAAGCCCUUCCCACUCCCACGCCUCACCUCAGGGUUUCUGGACAUUUCCAUUCUCAGUGUGAACAGAAAUCAUGAAUGUCAAGUUGUUGCAUGAGUGUCACGUUUGCUAUUGUUGCUUGAAGUGGCUUCUGAAGCGUGAAGUCACCUCCCAGCAUUAUUUACUCAGC